AUGCUUAUGGCCGCAAGUGCCGUUUCUGAACUUUCUGUGUCUAUUAAAGCUUCUGUUACUACUGCUUCUCCAGAGGUGGCAGCGUUCGCUGCAGAAUCUCCAGAGGUGACAACUUCCACAUGGACCUGGCCCUCCAUCCCUCCCCCUGUUCCGCCUCUGCUCCAACUCCCUACUGAACUCAAGUCUGUUCCUGUUGAGCAGUUCUACAUCAACAUCAUGGCAUACAUUUAUGGAGACAUCAUGAAAAUAGACACCACCGGUGCAUCAGAGGCGACAGCAAAACAAGACAAAUUAACCAUAAAGGGGGUUGAAGCCUCUAAAAAACUUUCUGAACACGAUCUGGCCCGGGUGGAGAAAUACAAGAGUAUGAUCACUAAAGUUGGCAAAGCAAAGAAGAUGGAUCCGGCUGUGAUUGCUGCCAUUAUAUCCAGAGAGUCCAGAGCUGGAGCCGCCCUGAAGAAUGGAUGGGAACCCGCAGGCAAUGGCUUUGGCCUUAUGCAGGUUGACAACGGCUCCCACACUCCGGUUGGUGCAUGGGACAGUGAGCAGCAUGUCACACAAGCUACAGAGAUACUCAUUGGCUUCAUUAAAGAAAUUAAAGUAAAAUUUCCCAAGUGGACACAAGAGCAAUGCUUUAAAGGGGGAAUAGCAGCCUAUAACAAAGGUGUGAGUAGAGUCACUUCGUAUGAGAAUAUCGAUGCCAAAACCACAGGACUAGACUACUCCAAUGAUGUUGUUGCCAGAGCCCAAUGGUUCAGAAGCAAGGGUUACUGAAGAACAGCCGUUGCUGAGCUGUUAAACUCUUGUGAAAUAUGUACAAUGUAUCAACUUCACUGAAUUACUCCUCAUUAUUGAAGUUACUGUAUUUGUGUCACUUAAACAUAGCUUCUGAGUAAUACAAUCCCUUUUAAUAUCUUUGUUUUCUGUAUUCAGUAAGUAAUCCAAUAACUAAGAGCUAAAUUACAUGUCACUGCAUAUGAUAAGAUGAAAGAAACUUUUUUUUCCCACUCAAAUUGUCCGUCUUAUCAACAU
Messenger RNA from Sinocyclocheilus rhinocerous, 1032 nucleotides. Its product is annotated as lysozyme g. The coding region runs from base 1 to 774 and encodes 257 amino acids. The record is from RefSeq and is a predicted model, not a curated record. NCBI's taxonomy places the organism in Eukaryota, Metazoa, Chordata, Actinopteri, Cypriniformes, Cyprinidae. Gene Ontology annotation, biological process: defense response to Gram-positive bacterium; peptidoglycan catabolic process. Gene Ontology annotation, cellular component: extracellular region. The transcript has 6 exons. Gene Ontology annotation, molecular function: lysozyme activity.